Vitis riparia (riverbank grape) is the source of this 5020-nucleotide messenger RNA. RefSeq names its product protein PLASTID MOVEMENT IMPAIRED 1-RELATED 1-like. NCBI's taxonomy places the organism in Eukaryota, Viridiplantae, Streptophyta, Magnoliopsida, Vitales, Vitaceae. Bases 95 to 3553 code for a protein of 1152 amino acids. The transcript has 5 exons. The record is from RefSeq and is a predicted model, not a curated record.
GUCUACCCACGCAUCACAUCCAACUUCCAAACUACCCAUACGAUACGAAUUUUAUUUUUUCUUCCCUACCUCUCUAAGAAACAACGCGGAGAAGAUGAAUGAUUCCCCAGAAUAUUCAAUCCGGAUGAUGCUGUCAAAAAUUGAAUCUGGUAAAAAUCAUGGUAGAGAUUCAAAUGGUGGUGAGUUAUUGCAUGAUAUCAAGGCUUUAAGCAAAGCCCUUUACAUGGACCAAACCCCUUCAAAAGCUUUGAUUUCCUCAUCCCAAGCUCGAUCCCAAUCUGUAGGAAAAACCCGUUUAUCAGAAUCGAAGUCCAAGAUCUUUGAGGAAGACUUCCUGCAGAAGGAUAAGAAAUCAUCAACAUGGAACUGGAAAAAGAGUAUAAAAGCUUUGACUCAUAUCCGGGAUCGUAAAUUCAAUUGUUGUUUCUUUCUCCAUGUACAUUCAAUUGAAGGACUGCCCUCAAAUUUCAAUGAUUAUAGUUUAUGUGUUCAUUGGAAACGAAAGGAUGAGGUGUUGCACACUUGCCCAUCUCAUAUUUGUCAGGGAGUGGCUGAAUUUGAAGAGACUUUGAUGCAUCGAUGUUCUGUUUAUGGUCAUCGAAGUGGAACUCACAAUUCGGCGAAGUAUGAGGCUAGGCAUUUCUUGCUGUAUGCAUCUGUUGUUGGGAAACCAGGGCUUGAUAUGGGGAAGCACUGGGUUGAUCUUACAAAGUUGCUUCCGGUUACUCUGGAUGAGUUAGAGGAGGACAAAAGUUCAGGGAAGUGGUCAACAAGCUAUAAGCUCUCAGGCAUGGCUAAAGGGGCGACUUUAAAUGUUAGUUAUGGUUUUUUGAUAAUGAAGGAUAAUUCGAUUGAGAGUAAUAAUGUGAUCUUUCCUGAGCUUUUAAAUUUAAAUCAGAAUAGGACAAGCACAGGCAAUGACAUGCUUCAGCAGGUUGGGAGCAUCCCUAGCCAUGGGUCUUGUUGCCCUUCUCUAUCACUGGAUGUCAAAAUCCUUAACGAAGGUUUUCCAAAUCCUGGGCUUGAGCUUUCUCGGUCUAUAAGUUUUAUAUAUAAGAAACUUGAUGAAGGGAAGUUGGGUAAUUCAUUAGGGUCUGAUAUUUUCUCUGAAGAUGUGGAGUCUUUCAAACCAAAGCCCAAUUUGUUCUUUGAGUCUGCUGAAGAAAUUAUUGGAAGUGAUUGUGAUGAUGCAGAGUUUGAUGUCACUGAGAAGGGGAUAGAAUUUUCCACAAAGGAACCGUUGAAACUGGAAGAUGGUGCUGCUCAACCUUAUGAUGGCUCUAAAGUGGAAACUGUUCAUGUGGAUGAGAUUAUUAAGGAUGAGGAGACAGACUGUGAUUUGAAGAAUGAUUUCUAUGGUAAGUGUAAAGACGGGGAUGUAAUGGAUGAUGACAACUUCAAAGAGAAUAGUGCAUACACCAAAGAUUCAUCAAUGGAAGAACUUGAGUACUUUCUUGACAGCCUGUCAAUUUCAGAUUCAGCAGAGUUGCAUUCUCCGCUGGCUAUGAGUGACUUUCUUGAGCAAGAAAACUACUUGGAGGUUAAGUCGAAGUUCAAAGCAAGUAAGGCAGUAAAAAAAUCUCUUAGCUUGGAUGAUGUGACAGAAUCUGUGGCAAGUGAAUUCUUAAAAAUGCUGGGAAUAGAGGAUAGCUCAUUUGGUCUGAGUGCUGAUAGUGACCUUGAGUCUCCAAGAGAGUGUCUUUUGAGACAGUUUGAAAAAGAUAACCUAGCUUCUGGAAACUUCAUUUUUGACUCUGAAGAAACAGAAGUACAGACUCAGUUUGGCUGUGAUGCUCCAACUGGGUCUGACUCUGGGAAUUUUGGGACUCCAACUGGUUCUGAGUUUGGGAACUUUUGCAAAGAUUUACAUUUUAUUUCGGUUAUUCAAGCUGCUGAAGAGGAACACAAGACAAUGGGUCAGCCGCUGGUAAGUAGAAGGAAAGCAAAAAUGCUUGAAGACUUGGAGACUGUGGCUCUAAUGCAAGAAUGGGGCUUGAGUGAGAAGGUCUUUCAGAAUUCUCCUCGCUAUAGCUCUGGUGGAUUUGGAAGUCCAAUCUAUCUCCCCCCUGAAGAGCCUGUCAGAUUACCUCCGCUCGGCGAAGGCUUGGGGCCAUUCAUUCAGACGAAGGAUGGAGGCUUUCUGCGUUCUAUGCACCCCUCAGUUUUCCGAAAUGUGAAGAAUGGUGGGAGCUUGAUUAUGCAAGCUUCUGUUCCAGUUGUGUUACCUGCAGAAAUGGGUGCUGAUAUUAUGGAAAUAUUACAGCAUUUGGCAUCAAUUGGAAUUGAAAAAUUCUCAAUGCAGGCCAGUAAGUUAAUGCCUUUGGAGGAUAUCACUGGGAAGACAAUGCAUCAAAUAGCAUGUGAGGCUGCAUUUGCAUUGGAGGUGCCUGAGAGGCAUACUUCAUUUGUGCAUGAAUCAGAGGUUGGGCAAGAUACAUUUGGUUUGGGAAAUACUGCUGAAGAAUUUUCAUCUUGGCAGAAUAAUGAUAACCUGAACUCAAGUUCAGUAGGAGGUGAGAUGGUCUCAGACUAUGUAUCACUGGAAGAUCUUGCACCUUCGGCAAUGGAUAAGAUUGAAGUUCUCUCAAUUGAAGGAUUAAGAAUUCAUUCUGGGAUGUCAGAUGAGGAGGCACCUUCAUGCAUCAGUUCCAAGUAUGUUGAGGAAAUCUCUGACUUUGACGGGAAGAAGACUGUCAACUUGAUUAGGACUCUUGAUUUUGAAGGAGCUGUAGGAUUGCAUCUAUUGAAUGCCAGUGAUAUUGGCAGUGAUGACAAUGGACUAAUGAGCCUGUCUAUAACAUUGGAUGAGUGGUUGAGGCUGGAUUCUGGAAUCAUCUGUGAUGAGGAUCAAAUUAGCGAGCAUACUUCAAAGAUCCUUGCGGCCCAUCAUGCUAAGUGCAUGGAUCUGGUAAAUGGAAGGUUGAAAAGAGACAGAAAAUGGGGCAAAGCCUCUGGUAGGAAGUGGGGUAUGUUGCAGAACAACUUUACAGUUGCUCUCAUGGUGCAGCUUAGAGAUCCCUUUAGAAACUAUGAACCAGUAGGUGCCCCAGUGCUUGCUCUAAUCCAAGUGGAGAGAGUAUUUUUCCCUCCAAAACCCAAAAUAUAUAACAUGGAGUCAGAACCCAGCAACAGUGGGGAAGUGGUGGAUCAGCACGAGUCAGUGGUAAAGGGGGAGGUGGAUGGUGAGAUAAAAGAGAAGGAAGAAGACGAAGAACUCAUUUCUCAGUUCAAAAUCACUCAGGUCCAUGUUGCAGGUGUAAAUACUGAGCCUGGUAGGAAAAAGCUUUGGUGUUCUGCAUCACAGCAUCAAUCUGGAUUCCGUUGGUUGCUUGCUAAUGGAAUAGAUAAGACUAAUAAGCAUGUGCUUUCAAAGUCCAAGGUUAUAGUAAAAGCUUCCUCCCAAGUGAGAGCACAGGUGUGGCCUGGUGAAAUCUUGUGGAGCAUCUCCUGUCGUUUUAAUGGCACGAGAGCUAAAUGGAAGGAGUUGGCAGCACUGAAUCUACAUAUACGAAACCCUGAUGUUAUCUUUCCCAGUGAAACUGUCAGAUUGUGAAUGUAGCAUGCUAUUUUUCGCCAAUCAAAUUGGAGUUAAUACUACAUUGUAAUGCUUAUUGUUUAGCUAAGAAAAAUGAAACGGUGAUUUGAGGGUAUGGGAUUCUACACAACAAAGUUAUAUCGAAUGUCUGACAUAGCAAGAUCGUAUAGCCUGCUUGGAGAUUGGUUUCGUUGAUGGAAUAAAAUCAGGUUGGUUCUUUGGACUAGAUGAUAGUAAUGAGAUCUGUCUAUGGAGCUUAUAUUUGUAUCUACAUUCAGAUGUAGUCAAUCACUAUGCAAUGAUUAAUUCGAAGAAUUCCAUCUGACAAAGAAUGCAGAGGCGGGGGUUGUUGGACAGUAGGAAAAUGAGUUUUGGUUUGUUCAACCACAAGCAUCAGUUAUUAGGCAGAGCUUCUUUGCAGAAUGGUAGGUGUUCUAAUUCCAUGGAGUAACUCUCUGGAGGAUACGGCUGAUGUGAAUUAACUAUGCUGUAAAAAGAAUCUGAGUUGAAGACAUGUUUCAAGUUCUUUGUUGGUCCAUUACCAUUCCAAAGGAGCCUUGCCCAGAUAAAUAUCCGUCAAUGUUAUUUGCGAGCUUUUAAUGAUUUGUACUCCAUCCAGUUGAGUUUAUCUGGUUCAUAUUCAUAUUGAUCAACAUGUCAAAGGAAGCCUGAAGAAAGAAAAAGGCCCUGUACUUGUUUUUUUGGUAAAUGGUAGGCAUAGCCCUGCCAUGAAUGUGAAACUGAGGUGGUCUUUCAUGUUGGCUGCUGCUGCUUCCAGGUUUGUCAACUUCAUUUCCGGGGUGAAAUGGAUUCUGGGCAAACUCGGAUGCCAGGAAUGCUGAAUGAUCUUCCUCCAUGAGAUCAUCAAACAACAAGUACUCAGAAAGCUCAAAAUUUGAAGUGUCACCAAGCUCAAAAUCACUCUCGGCCUCCGGUGAGUCCUGUGACCCAGCAGUUGUGUCAGCCAUUUCAGCCUUCAGAAGAUAAGUCUCUUACUGCUCUGAUUAUCCAAAUGUGUAUGGCAUACAUAUAUCAUCACCUCCAUAGCUCAUGCCUGGAGCUUUCCCGGAUGCCUCCCUGCAGCCAUGGAGGAAGCUUCAGAGGUGGUGCUAUAUAGUGGGGGGCUGAGAAUUGAUGGACAUCCAGGACGAGACAACAUCAGCUGAUGAAGUUAUAGAGAAGGGAGGAAGGGGAGAGUGGGACAUGGCACAGACGACUUAAGCGUAGACUAGUCACUAGUGUCGAUUUUGCUUUGGUCUCGCGCUUGGACCAACCGACCCCUUGAAGACGGCAAAGAAUACAAGUCAAUAAAAUUAUAUCUCGGGGUUUGGUUGAUGGAAAAUUCUUAAGGUACGGAAAAUACUGAAUUUAAAAUUUGGAUCUUUAAAUGGGAUGACUGAAUUUAAAGCAUUGGAAUACAUAAAUAAUUGAAACUCGUGUACAAAAAAAUCAAUCUUAUUUCUAUUUAUUAAUGUGUUUGGGUUA